AUGAACGACCCGAGUCAACCCAACGAUGAAGGCAUCACCGCCCUUCACAAUGCCAUCUGUGGGGGCCAUUACAACGUGGUGGACUUCCUGGUUCGGAUUGGAGCCAAUGUCAGCGCACCAGACAGCCACGGCUGGACCCCGCUGCAUUGUGCGGCCUCUUGUAACGACCGUCCUCUGUGUGAAUUUUUGGUGAGGAAUGGAGCUGCUGUGAUGGCCAUGACAGAGAGCGAUGGCGCCAUUGCCUCUCAAAAGUGUGAUCCUUUUGCUGUUGGGUUUGAGGAGUGUGAGAGCUUCCUUAGGGGCAUGGAGGAGGCCAUGGGUGUGGAGAACAGCGGGGUGCUGUACGCUCUGUGGAGCUACCCGGCUCAGGCACCUGAUGAGCUGAGCUUCAAAGAGGGAGACAUGGUCACCAUCCUGCAGAAACCUGAAGGGUCGGAUUGGUGGUGGGCCUCGCUCUGUGGCAGGGAGGGCUUUGUUCCACACAACUACUUUGGGGUAAGAUACCAAUUUAUAGACAAAAUGUUGAACUAUAUAAUAUAGUCUUGGUAUGACUAAAACAGAUUUAAACCAGCAUUACAUCUAUACUCCUCUUUCUGAUGUGUUUUUUUCUUGUUG
Molecule: messenger RNA, 615 nt
Organism: Plectropomus leopardus (leopard coralgrouper)
Lineage: Eukaryota; Metazoa; Chordata; Actinopteri; Perciformes; Serranidae
Source: RefSeq, a predicted model, not a curated record